Messenger RNA from Ostrinia furnacalis (Asian corn borer), 3154 nucleotides. Its product is annotated as hrp65 protein-like. Bases 1 to 1398 code for a protein of 465 amino acids. Gene Ontology annotation, molecular function: RNA binding. The record is from RefSeq and is a predicted model, not a curated record. NCBI's taxonomy places the organism in Eukaryota, Metazoa, Arthropoda, Insecta, Lepidoptera, Crambidae. The transcript has 7 exons.
AUGAAUGGAAACUUUGGAGGUGGCAACAGGCAAGGUGGAUGGUCUCAGGGUGGGCCUGGUAACAAACAAGGUGGCAACUUUGGUCAAGGAGGAAAUAAGCCUUUCGGCCAGAAACCUGGAGGUCCAGGAGGGCCAGGUCCAAUCAGGAACCAACAGCGUAACAAUAGAGGUCCAAAUCAAGAUGGCAAACCAUUGCAGAGGGAAGAACAUAUGCUUGCCAACAAACUUAAAGAUUUAGUUGGACCAAUACUUGAUUUGCACCCAAUAGAUCAAACGGAAAUGAAAUUCAAUGGCAGAAGCAGACUGUACAUUGGUAAUUUGACUAAUGAUGUUACUGAGGACGAAAUUCUGAAUCUAUUUACUCCAUUUGGAGAAGCUGCUGAGCUAUUUUUAAAUAAAGAGAAGAACUUUGGAUUUAUCAAGAUGGACUACAGAGUCAAUGCAGAAAGGGCAAAACGUGAAUUAGAUGGGAAGAUGAGGAAUGGCAAGACUUUACGAGUUAGGUUUGCCCCACAUAACAGUGCUAUUCGUAUCAAAAAUUUACCGCCUUUUGUUUCCAAUGAACUACUAUACCGUGCCUUUGAAAUCUUUGGGAAAAUUGAGAGAGCUUAUGUCAGAGUAGACGAGCGCGGGAAAACUCUUGGAGAGGGCGUUGUGGAGUAUGCCCGGAAGCCUAGUGCAUUGGCGGCCAUUCGUAACUGCAGUGAAAGAUGCUUCUUCUUAACUUCAUCCCUUCGUCCUGUUAUUGUGGAGAGCUAUGAGGAACCUGAUGAACUAGAUGGUUACCCAGAAAAGAAUUUGCCUAAGAAGCAUCCAGAAUUCCAAAAGGCUCGUGAGAUGGGGCCUCGUUUCUCAGAAUUGGGAAGUUUUGAACAUGAAUAUGGUACUAGGUGGAAGCAAUUGCAUGAACUUCACCGUCAGAAGGAAGAGGCGCUAAAGAAAGAACUGGCUGCCGAGGAGGAGAAGUUGGAAGCUCAAAUGGAAUAUGCCAAGUACGAGCACGAGACUGAGCUGCUCCGCGAGCAACUGCGGCAGCGCGAGCAAGACCGCGAGCGCCAGAAGCGCAGCUGGGAGAUGGCCGAGCGCGCCGCCGACGAGCGCCGCGAGCAGGAGCGCGCGCAGCUGCUGCGCCAGGAGGAGGAGCUGUCGCAGCGCAUGCGCAACCAGGACGACGAGCUGCGCCGCCGCCAGCAGGAGAACACGCUCUUUGUGCAGGCACAGCGGCUUAACUCUUUGUUGGAUCGGCAAGAACAGGGCAUGUUCGAUCAACAGCAGCCAAUGGAUGGAGGCUUCAGAGACCAGUUCGACAUGCCACGAGGAGGGUUUGACGACCAGAACCGCGGCUGGGACGGACCGCGACAAAUGGACGAUUACCCUAACAAACGCCGUCGAUUCUAAACGUUACGGCUUCUGAGGCCUGUUGGUUCCAGAUCAAAUUAACCCCCAUAUUAUUUGCUAAGCCAUUGAUUAGGUUUCUAAAUGCUUUUGAGUGCAGUCGUUUUGUUACGUUUUAUCACAAAUAUUUAUAUUAGUGGUCCAGAAAACUACGCGAAAAAUCACAAGUUCAAUUUGCUACAAUUUCAGGUUUAAAGUAACUUAACAUAAUAAUGUUCAUACUUCAAUGAGUUUUUUUACUGAGAAAUUAAUUAUAGAUUUAUGCCAUGGGCAUAUCAUGCCGUGGUUUCAAAGUUUGCCUCCUAAAGUCUAAAAACCUGAUCAAACGAACUUACUCUAAGUGAAGUUCGACCUCAAUUAUCCUUGCUUCGUAGGAAAGAUUUCAAAAAUAAUAUACUAAAUAUUAUUUUUUAUCGUUGGCACUAUAAUUUUUACAUAACCGGUCGUAUUUCAUAAGCAAUCUUAGUAUCUUGAUUCGUAUCUAGUCGCGACAGUAGAAUAUCCUAAAUUUGGGCUAGGUAAGUAAUUGCAUAAAAAAUAUAUUUUAAAUAAUGAUUAAGUUAAUAAUAACAUAAUAAACUUAGUUAUUUUAACCAUAUUCAAGAAAUCCUGACUUUAAAAAUAUUACUCUUAUGACUUGGGGAAAUAGUUUUCUGGACAUUUUCUUCUAACAAAUUCAGAUUUUGUCUUAUUUGUAUUUAUUUCUGUCGUUACACAUUAUGUAUUAUAGGUUUGUAUUCUUAUAACGGAUCUAAUUGAUGGCGAGUAAUUAAAUUACGGCAUUUGCCCUUUUAUAAUUAUAAUAUUAGAAGUAAAUAAUAAAUAAAAUAGUUGUAAGAUAAUAAUUUACAUUACGAUAGAUUUAUUGUCACUAAAAUAGGAAAAAACCACCACAAUCUAGGACAUAUUUUUAAAAUAUGAGACUUCAUUACUUAAAUGAAAUUAUAAUUUAUAUUAAAGUAUUAGUUUGAAAUGUGGUUUUUGUUCUUUUUUGUCACAAUUGAUUUUAAUAUUGCCAAGAUAAGUAGGUACUUUGAUAAUUUUGACGUACGACGAAGAAAUACCAAUUGACCAGUAUGUUUAUUUCAUCAGUAUAAAUAUGCGGGGCUAACACGGAUUUAUUAUCAAUUUAUUUAUAUUAUGGGUUUCUGAGAAACGUCGUUAAGGAUCAUGCACAAAUUGAAAUCGUCGAAAGUUAUACCCACGAUUUUGCUUAAUUUUUAUCCGUCACUCCAUGUAGGACUUGACUAAGUAGUUAACUACUGUAUGAUUCCCAAAAGUUUUCUGGAACUAGACUGAAGACAGAAUAUUCUUUCAGAGUCUGUGAACGGACAUUGGUUAAAGUAAAUAAUAAGAAAAAAAUAUCUUUAUGGCUGGUUACUUCGUCGUACGAACAUUUAAACCACAUCAUAAAUAAACUCUCAUGCUUUAAACGGUAGUUAUUAUAGUAUCCUUCUUAUUAAUAUUAUUGAUAGUAAAUAUCGCCGUUUUAACUAUUUUGUGGCACCGCAGACUUUAAAUAAAUUCUUAUUCUUAUUCUUUAAAAUUAAUACACAAACAUGCGUUACGAACAAUUCUCUGUUCGUAGAACGAUUCUCUUUGUAUAUUUGAGUUGGUUGAUCUGUAAGUUAUUGCGCAAUAUUUUUUUAAAAGAUUAUGUAUUGUAAUUGUAAAGAGUGUAGUAAAGUGUGGCAACACUUAUAAAUAUUUCGUAAUUUGUCUUUUUUAUAAAUAAAUUAAGAUUACACAUAGUAUCAAU